AUUAUCAUCCUAUUAUUGAGUUUGAACAGUUUCAUUUUCUUCUCAUCUUUUCCAAGUUUACCCUUUUGUCAUUCUAUAAAUAUUGUUGUUGAAUUGUCUAAUUCUUGGUUCAUUCACUUUAAAACUUGGUUGUUGGGUUGAAGAUUGUAUCUGCUUUUUUAGGGUCCCCAAUUUAUGAACAGAUUUUCCGGUUCUGUUGGGUUGAAGAAUGUAGAGUACUGCAUAAUGUAAAGUGUAGCAUUCACAUAAUUUUGGCUAGUAGAAUUAUUUAACUUAGCUGAACAUAUUCUAAUUCUCAUUGAUAAAAUAUUUAAAAAUAAAAUAGGAUUAUCUUUCUGUUCAUUUCUCAUAUUUUCUUCAAAUAAUAUUUGUAGGAUUAUAUCAUCUUCUAUACAAGAAAUUAACUUUAUUCACGAAACCUUGAUUGAUUGCAUAUUCAAAUAUAAUAAUAUCCUUACACAUAUAUAUUCUGGGUUAUUCCAUGGCUUGUUUGCAGGAUUUAAAAGACCAGAACUCAAUUGGAAAUGAUUUGAUGCUUAUGUGUAGGGAUUCUCUGUGGUGGUUUUGAAUUAAAAUGUAUUUUAGGAUCAGGGAGGUUGCUAUUAACGACCUGGGUUAUGCUAUGAGUAGAUUGAAGACAGAUUCAAAACUGUGUGAAGGUGGUAAAUCCACUUCCCAAGUUGAUGGAUAUCAUACAUCUAAAGAACCAUUGAAUUAUUUGGACUAUGAGAUUGCUCAGCUCACAAAACUUAGAUCAGGACCCCAUGGACAUUUGAGCCGAGUCCUACCCGGUAAGCGGGAAUUCCUGGUUUCUCCUGUUAAAAUGUUGACGGGUCGAGAAGGUAAUUAUUCAGGAAGAGGGAGGUUCUCAUCUGCAAAUUGUUGUCAUGUUCUAAGUAAAUAUCUGCCUGUCAAUGGUCCUUGUGUGGUUGACCAAAUGAGAAGCCGGGCUUAUAUCUCACAGUUCUCGGCUGAUGGUUCCCUUUUCAUAGCUGGGUUUCAGGGAAACCACAUUAAAAUAUAUAACGUUGAUAGAGGGUGGAAAGUUCAGAAGAACAUACUUGCCAAAAGCUUACGAUGGACGGUCACUGACACAUCUCUUUCCCCCGAUCAACGCUAUCUUGUUUAUGCUAGCAUGUCACCUGUUGUCCAUAUUUUUAAUAUUGGUUCUGCUGCAACAGAGUCCCUUGCAAACAUCACGGAGAUCCAUGAUGGUUUAGAAUUUUCCACUGACAAGGAUGUGAGAUAUUCUUUUGGAAUCUUUUCUGUGAAAUUCUCAACAGAUGGGCGUGAACUUGUAGCUGGAAGCAGUGAUAAUUCAAUAUAUGUUUAUGAUCUUGAAGCUAAUAAGCCUUCUCUUCGAAUUUUGGCACAUAAGUCUGAUGUUAAUACUGUAUGUUUCGCGGAUGAAAGCGGCCAUCUUAUUUAUUCUGGUAGUGAUGAUAAUCUCUGUAAGGUAUGAGAUAGACGCUGCUUUAAAGCCAAAGGCAAGUCAGCAGGGGUCCUAGAGGGACACCUAGAAGGCAUUACGUAUAUUGACAGCCGUGGAGAUGGUUGUUAUUUCAUUUCGAAUGGUAAAGAUCAGACCAUAAAACUUUGGGAUAUCCGGAGAAUGUCCUCUAAUGCUACUGGCAAUCCAAGAGUUAGGAAUUAUAAAUGGGAUUACAGAUGGAUGAACUACCCAGAUGAGGCAAGAAAACUGAAACAUCCAUCUGACCAGUCACUGGCUACCUAUAAAGGUCAUUCAGUAUUGUGUACUCUCAUCCGUUGCUACUUCUCCCCCACAUUCAGCACCGGUCAGAAGUACAUCUACACUGGAUCUCACGAUACUUUCAUUUAUAUUUAUGACGUGGUCACCGGAGCCCAAGUUGGCAGACUCGAGCACCAUAAAUCGACUGUCAGAGAUUGUAGUUGGCACCCAAAUUACCCAAUGCUGGUUAGCUCUUCAUGGGAUGGGGAUAUUGUCAAAUGGGAAUUCCCUGGGAAUGGAGAAGCAACAACCACUUUGAACUAGAAGAAUAUCCGGAAGAGAAAUGAAUAUUUUUGAAGACUGCUCCUAAUAUCUGUAAGUAUUUUAAUGUAUGAUGUCCAUCUUACUUGAUCAAAUAAGAAAAUGUAACUUGUAUGCAAAAUGGUUUGGCUAUUUUCAUUCCCAAUAAUGUCAUUGUACAAAACCCCCCAUUAAUUGUGCAUAUUAUCGUCACUCUCUACACUAUUUUCCUUGUAUUGUCAUUCUUGAAAAAAUGGAGAAUUUAGCUUUUAGGGCUGCUA
Molecule: messenger RNA, 2271 nt
Organism: Cornus florida
Lineage: Eukaryota; Viridiplantae; Streptophyta; Magnoliopsida; Cornales; Cornaceae
Product: LEC14B protein
Exons: 11
Biological process (GO): proteasome-mediated ubiquitin-dependent protein catabolic process
Cellular component (GO): Cul4-RING E3 ubiquitin ligase complex
Molecular function (GO): protein binding
Source: RefSeq, a predicted model, not a curated record